AUGUUAAUUUAUAUUUAUAUUUUUUCCAACGUUGUCUUCCAUGUGAUGCGUCCUUCUCUUUUCACUUGUACAAGGAGUGAGCUUGAAAAAAUUCAUUUUAAAUCAAGGUGUUUUUUUACCAAUGGAUUGUGAGCAUGAGUCAUCGCAUCAUCAAUCAUUAAGGGUUACAGUAGUAACGUGUGAGCCUGCCUCUAUACAGAAGAAAAAAAUUGUAGCUGGAAAAUAUCUCCUCUAUUUAGAAUGUCAUGGAACAAAUUUUAUGUGACUCAAGCAUCUCUGAUGGUUUUAAGCAGCACUGCAAACACUUUAAGUACAAAGUGGGCUGACCAUUUACAUGCUGAAAGCUCAGAUGGUCAGGUGAGAUCAUUCUCACACCCAUUUGUUCAAGCAUGUUCCUCCUUCUUUGGAGAAUUUUUGUGCCUGUUACUGUACAAAGCAUCGCACUCAUGUAGACAUCUUCAGGCCAAAAAGAAAAUUGGAGAAGAAGAAGAAAACGUUGUAAAUUUCAACCCUCUCAUAUUCAUAAUUCCUGCCGUUUGUGACAUGGUUGGCACCUCUUUGAUGUAUAUUGGUUUGAAUUUAACGUAUGCUUCUAGUUAUCAAAUGUUGCGUGGUGCGGUAAUUGUUUUUGUUGCACUCCUCUCUGUGGCUUUCCUUGGCCGAGAAGUGAGUAAGAAAGAAUGGCUCGGAAUCUUUUUCACAAUCAUAGGCUUGACAACAGUUGGGCUUUCAAAUCACUUUCUGAAAUCUUCUUCUAUGGUCGAUCUUGACAGCAACAGUAUCAUCACAGGAGAUCUUCUGAUCGUACUAGCAACGAUGAUCCGCGCCAUAGAAAUGGUAUAUGAGGAAAAAUUUUGUGUCAGUAAAGAUAUUCCUCCUCUUCAAGCUGUUGGGUGGGAAGGUGCGUUUGGCUUUAUGAUUCUGAGUACAUUGAUGUUUCCCAUGUCAUAUGUAAAAGUCGGUCCUCCGUUUUCAAAUAAUGCGCAAAGUGUUCUGGAAGAUUUUCCAGAUGCAAUCGUGCAAAUGAGGAAUAAUAAGUUGAUCGUUUUAGCUCUAGCAGGUGCUGUCGUAAGUACAUCUCUAAGUAAUUAUGCAGGCGUUUACAUAAUGAAGCAUUUGACAUCCACCACAAGAAUGGUCUUGGAAACCAUACCGACCCUCUUUGUCUGGCUCUCAAGUAUUUGUUUGGGUUGGCAAACAUUUCACCCUCUCCAGAUCUUGGGUUUUGCCCUGGUCGUUUUGGGUAUGUGUCUGUACAACAAUAUCACGUCAGGAUUUUGUCAGUUCAGGUGUUCAUGAUAUCAAACAAAUGUAAAAACAUAAUUUGAAGACCCGUCAAGCAUCAACAUCCAACAAGAAGCCUGUUUCGUGGCUAUGUUGGCCAAAAUGUGCCUUCGCUGCUGACAAAUUUUAGUUCCUCCUCUUUUAUCUUUUUUAAUGUAACCUUAAGAAAAUAAAUCAAUAAAAAUUGUUGAA
Messenger RNA from Bemisia tabaci, 1476 nucleotides. RefSeq names its product solute carrier family 35 member F6. NCBI's taxonomy places the organism in Eukaryota, Metazoa, Arthropoda, Insecta, Hemiptera, Aleyrodidae. Gene Ontology annotation, biological process: pyrimidine nucleotide-sugar transmembrane transport. The record is from RefSeq and is a predicted model, not a curated record. Gene Ontology annotation, molecular function: pyrimidine nucleotide-sugar transmembrane transporter activity. Gene Ontology annotation, cellular component: Golgi membrane; intracellular membrane-bounded organelle.